This is a messenger RNA of Myotis davidii, 1797 nucleotides long. It is a transcript of the gene MTSS2, whose product is annotated as metastasis suppressor 1-like. Gene Ontology annotation, cellular component: actin cytoskeleton; cytoplasmic side of plasma membrane. The transcript has 15 exons. The record is from RefSeq and is a predicted model, not a curated record. Gene Ontology annotation, molecular function: actin binding; phospholipid binding. Bases 1 to 1797 code for a protein of 598 amino acids. Lineage: Eukaryota; Metazoa; Chordata; Mammalia; Chiroptera; Vespertilionidae. Gene Ontology annotation, biological process: cell projection assembly; plasma membrane organization.
AUGGGGAGCAGCCAGGGCCACAUCCGGGGCAACAUGGUGCCCCUCAGGCGGCUCAGCCCCAAUCCCCCGCCAGUGUCAGGGAGGAGGGAGGCACAGAGGCAUCUGUUCCAGGGCCAGGACUUCCUCCUGCUCCGGGCUCUGUCCUGGGUCCUCUGUCCCGCCAGGGCCCAGGAGCCUCCCUCGCCCGGGGCAGGGAGCCCUGCAGCCCUGUGGCAUCUCACUCCCUCCCCCAUCUCCCCGCAGAGCUCCUACCCCAUCUGGGAGGACUUCAACUCCAAGGCCACCAAGCUGCACUCCCAGCUAAGGACCACUGUGCUGGCUGCUGUGGCCUUCCUGGACGCCUUCCAGAAAGUGGCCGAUAUGGCCACCAACACCCGAGGACCGGCAGGGCUGUGGGAUGCUGGGGACAGGUUGGGCCGGACGCGGCCUGGCCUUCGCGGGGCCAGCGCGCCCCCUCGUGGCCGAGGCCGGGAGUGCAGCGGUCCCGAUGGGCCCUUUCCCGUGCCACGCGCUUGCCUCGCCAAGCUGCGGCAGUUCACCAACGCCCUGCUGGAGAGCCUCAUCAACCCGCUGCAGGAGCGCAUCGAGGACUGGAAGAAGUCGGUCAACCAGCUGGACAAGGACCACGCGAAAGAGUACAAACGGGCCCGGCAUGAGAUCAAGAAGAAGUCGUCAGACACGCUGAAGCUGCAGAAGAAAGCGCGCAAAGAGCUACUUGGGAAAGGCGACCUGCAGCCCCAGCUGGACAGCGCCCUGCAGGACGUCAACGACAUGUACCUGCUGCUGGAGGAGACGGAGAAGCAGGCGGUGCGCCGGGCCCUGAUCGAGGAGCGCGGCCGCUUCUGCACCUUCAUCACCUUCCUGCAGCCUGUGGUGAACGGCGAGCUGACCAUGCUGGGAGAGAUCACCCACCUGCAGGGCAUCAUCGACGACCUGGUGGUGCUGACCGCAGAGCCCCACAAGCUGCCCCCUGCCAGCGAGCAGGUGAUCAAAGACCUGAAGGGCUCGGACUACAGCUGGUCCUACCAGACCCCCCCCUCGUCGCCCGGCAGCUCCAGCUCCCGCAAGUCCAGCAUGUGCAGCGCCCCCAGCAGCAGUGGCAGUGCCAAGGGUGGCGGAGCCCCGUGGCCUGGGGGUGCCCAAACAUACUCACCCAGUUCCACCUGUCGCUACCGCAGCCUGGCGCAGCCAGCCACCGCCACCGCCCGUCUCUCCAGCAUCUCCUCCCACGACUCUGGCUUCGUCUCCCAGGAUGCCGCCUACUCCAAGCCUCCCUCACCCAUGCCUUCAGACAUCACCAGCCAGAAGUCCUCCAGCUCCGCGUCCUCCGAGGCCUCGGAGACCUGCCAGUCCGUGAGCGAGUGCGGCUCCCCCACCUCGGUCAGUGCUCCCCACCUGCUCCCGGGCUGGGAGGGCCCUGGUCCACCCAGCGGUGGCUCAGCCUGCAGUCUUACCUCCCAGCACGGUGAGGAGGUGUCCCCGGCGGCCAGCGACCUGGCCAUGGUGCUGACCCGCGGCCUGAGCCUGGAGCACCAGAAGAGCAGCCGGGACUCGCUGCAGUACUCCAGUGGCUACAGCACGCAGACCACCACGCCCUCUUGCUCGGAGGACACCAUCCCCUCCCAAGGCUCCGACUACGACUGCUACUCGGUGAACGGGGACGCCGACGGCGAGGGCCCGCCCUGCCUCCCCAUCUCCGUGAGCCCCACGCGGCUCCCCGCCCGUGGCCUGGGCUGGGCUGGCAGUGCCACAGCCGAGCUGACCUGGCCAGCAGUGCCUCCGGCCUUUCAGAACUGA